AUGAGUAGCUCCCCUAAAGCCCACAGCCCGGAGCGCGCUGCCCCGCCCGCCGCGCUCCAGGGCGGAGUUUCCUUCUCUGCUCAUUGUUCGCGGCCCAGUGCCCGCCCAGCCCCGCCGCCGUCGGCGCGCUCCUGGGGAGGGGGCGGGGACCGGCGCGGACGGGACGGGAGGCGCUGCAGCCGCCGGCGGGGCCUCAUCCGCGCAGACACCGCCCGGGACGCAGCCGCGCGCCGCUCCUCUGCUGCCUGGCUCUGCGCCUCAGCCCGGCUCUGCGGCAGCGGCAGAGAAGGAGGGGCCGCAGGAGCGGGACUCAGGAGUCUCGGGUCGCCGCGAGGCUACCGGAGCGCCACUCGGGAGCCUCGGGUCACCGCCCGGCCGCCGGAGCCACCGUCAGGCCUCCCUGCUGCCCGGACACCCGGACCCUCCAUCGACCCCGCAGCCACCUGCUGCGGGCCCCGAGGCGAGGACACCAUGCGCUCUGCGCUGGCGCUCUCGGCGCUGCUGCUGGUGCUCUCCUGUGGUGUAGGCCAGACUGUUUCUACUGAUACCACGGGAACAUUUACAACUGCAACCAAGCCAAGCACAAACGCUAAGUCCAGUGACACAACGGUGCCUUCAAGCCCAGGAAAGGAAAGAGGAUCUACAGUCAGGUCCACCACUGUGAGUCCAGUCCAGCAAAUAACAAAUGACGAAAAUAAGGAUCCAGUCACAAACCACCCUCCUCCAUCUAUUGACAACCCAACGGAGAGUAAGGAUUCAGGCACCACUACACGUAUAGAAACUACCAGCACAGCUAAGUCUGAAACCACAAGUGGCCAAAAUGAAAUUAAAGAUCCAGGUGAAUCUGAAGACAAAAGUAGCCACAGUGUUUCCACAAACUCCAUGAGCCCCAAGGAAGCUGCUCAGGUAACCACUCAACCUACAACUCAGGGUAGUAUCUCAAAAACCACUCCUGCUCCCUCGUUCACCUCUGCAAACCCUCACCAAUCAACUGGGGGCCAUGUUUCUCCGAAGCACCAAGGGGGUGCUCCUACAGAACAGAACACAGUCGCCAUAACGUCAAGUAGUUCAGACAUGACGUCCAGUCCCAUCUUCACAUCUCAGGGGUCAACUACCACAGCAAUUACAGCACCGUUGACUACCUUAGAAAGAAAGGAGCAGACCUCCAGUGAGACUCCAGUCCUGCCUGGGGCCACGGCCUCCACAGCACCACUGCCUCGAGGCACUAAAGCAGGACCCGUGACCACACCUCCUGUCCGAGGACCAACAGGCUCACAACAACCUGCUUCACAACAACCUGCUUCAGUGGCCACACCUCCUGUCCGAGGACCAGCGGGCUCACAACAACCUGCUUCACAACAACCUGCUUCAACUGCCUCAACUGCACCACAAGGCUCCAACCAACCUUCUACCCCAGCUCUUGGGAGUUACAGGAUAAAGUGCGAGGCUCCAGAACGGCCAGAUGAGAAGAUGCUCAUCCUGAACCUCACGAAAACCAACCUCUGCGCAAAGGACACUUCGGAUGACAAGCUGGUCACCGUUCUGUGCCAAGCAGCAAAAGCCACCUUCAAUCCAGCUCAAGAUCAGUGCCACAUACGGCUGGCACCUGUACCAGAAAGCCAGGCAGUGAUAGUCAAAGAAAUCACCAUCCAGACAAUCCUCCUUCCCAGGGAUGUGUACGAGUUGCUGAAGAACAAAUGGGAUGACCUCAAAGAGGCAGGAAUCAGUAACAUGAUGUUGGGAGAUCAGGGACCACCAGAAGAGGCUGAGGACCGGUUCAGCAUGCCCCUCAUCAUCACUAUUGUCUGCAUGGCCUCCUUCUUGCUCCUUGUUGCGGCCCUCUAUGGCUGCUGCCACCAGCGCCUGUCCCAGAGGAAGGAUCAGCAACGACUAACAGAGGAGCUACAGACAGUGGAGAAUGGUUACCAUGACAACCCAACGCUGGAAGUGAUGGAGACCUCAUCAGAGAUGCAAGAGAAGAAGGUGGUCAACCUCAAUGGGGAGCUGGGGGACAGCUGGAUCGUCCCGCUGGACAACCUGACCAAGGAUGACCUAGAUGAGGAGGAAGACACACACCUCUAAUCAGGUCUGCUGGCUGCCUCCAACAGCACAACAGAGCUCCAGACUGAACCGCCUGAAGUGCCAUUUGGACAGGGGAGGAACAUUCCUUCCCGUGAGGAGGAACGACUGGGGAGGGAGGGUAGACUCUGGGUUUCCUCCCAAUCCCCACAGGGCCUUAAUUUUUCCCUUUUCAAGCUGAGCAAAUCACAUUCUGUCUAGAUUCCUCUUGCAAAGUGACCCAUUAGUGCCUGAACUCAGUGCUGCUGGAAGAUGAAAGACUUUUGAGAUCAACUAGUAGAAUCCAUUCAUUUUAUAGAUGAGAUUACUGAGGCCUAAAGAGGGUAAGUGACUUGCCAAGGUCAAACAGCCACUUGGUGAUAGAGCCAGAGUAAAAACAGAGACAGCUUCAUUCAGUUCAGUACUGAUUUCCACCACACUGCACUUCUUUGUUCACCCUCCCUCCACAGUUACCCUUGGCAGGGAGUGAAACUACCAGUGGGGAGAUGGGAUGGAAAGGAGAACAGGGCCAGAGCCUGUCUCAGAGGGAUCUGAUUACUUGAAAGGCCCAAAUCUAUCUCCUGCCCCAGCCUUAUCUGCCACAGUGUUCUUCUUACCCCUCUCUUCACUCAAUUUUUAUUCCCAGUCUGUCCUAGGGCCUCUGGGAUUAGCACAGGUCACUCAUGAUCUUCAACCCCUUGGUCCCGUUUCUGAUUUCCUUGUACUUGUUUAGUAAGAUUGGGACUUAAACCACACAAGACUCCUGGUAUUGAACUAGGUCUACUUAAGGGACCCAUCUAUAGGUAAAAGAAAAACAGAAGGGGAAGCCCUUUGUCUCAGGAAGGCCUCCUCAUGGCAGCUUGGGGACGUCAGCCCUGAUCCUUGCCCAUCACCGAAGCACCCUUUGAGGAGGCUCCACAAGAACUCCUUCAGCCUCCCAUCCCUACGAGGGACUAGCAGUAGCAAGGUGUCCUGUUUUGCUGUCCACUACUCAGCCAAUCAGGGUGAAGAACCAAGUUAGUGAAUCCCCCUAAACUCCAGCAUGAAGGAGUAGUAAUAGUAGGACAGACCUUUACUGAGGCCCCCAGGGAACAGAGCUGUGUCUUAAUAGACAAUCAGCUGAGAAACUAGGAAGGAUCAGCUUUACUUUGUUUUAUAGGAAAUCCAGGGACUUUUCAAGUUGCUGAGAAUUUUGUUGUGUCUGUUUGUUUUUAAAUUUAGCUCUUCACUGCCAAAGGCCAAAGCUCAAAUUGUUCAGAGACAAUUAGUAAUUAGUUUGCUAAUCUCACUGACUCUGAUUCCCCUGUGCUACUGGCAAGAAAGGUCCCAAAUGUGUAGUACGGUUUUAAGGUGCCAAGGGUGUAGCCUGGGUGACUGGCUGUUUUUCCCAAGAAUCUCUCACCAUUUCUCUAUUGAGCCAGGCCAUUUCCUCUUCUCUUUAUUUCUAGUAUGACUGUUGCAGUUUUCCUGCAGUCUCUGGUGGCAACUCAGGGAACCACAAAGCCAUGCCUAUUCCUCUGUAUAGGGUUGUUGAGGUAGCUCAGAUGACAUAUGUGGCUUAGCUACUAUAGAGAAAGCUCCUGAGGACUAGAUCUUGUGAGGUUUGUGUCUGAUUUUCUGAGGAAGACUCCUGCAUGGAAUUUUGAAUUUUGGCCUUGGUCUCUGUUGUCCUGGGUCAUAUCUGGGUUUCCAGGUAUAAAUUCACUGGGACCAAGUAGGAAGAUGGGGCCAAACUGCAUAAGAGAAUCUAUGUCCCAUCCUAGCUGCCUGAUUGCUUCUUCAAAGACUUUGCCCAUUUGAUAUCCUAGGGGAAAGAAAAAGGCAGCAAUUCAAGUAGGGCCCCCCAGGGAGUUUCCCAAGAGUUACAGAGAUGCUUGGUUAACAAGGAUCCAAAAGCACUGUCCUCAUCCUCUGGCAUUUGGAGGCUGGGCAGGAUGGAAAACAGUGCCAGUUUGGAGGAAAAUAAAGGAAAUCUUGUUAGGGCUAGAAAGAGGUCUGUUUACUUCCUUCCGGUUGCAUUUGGUUCUUCCCACUUAGUGGGUUAGUUUACUGGUCAUUGCUGAUUCUGGGUCACAUUUCACCAGCAGGGUUUUAGACACGCAGCAAAUAUGCCUCUGUAGAUUGUAGAUUGACCAAAGACUGCAACCCCAAGGCCUCUAAUCAGGGAGAGAUGAUAACUGGCAAGGACUAGAGUAAAAAGUAUGCCUCAUUAAGAGGAAUGAUGUUAUGGUGUUCUGUCUACAGGGAACCUUGAGAAGCCAUGGACUGAUUCAGAAAUUCCUUCAUUUUGUUUAGCCAAAUGGUGUUACUGUACCCUUUUAGAGCUGUGUCAGAAUCCAAUACUUUGCCCUAGCCUGUUCUUGCCACUAGGACAUCUAUGUUAAAGGUCCAUACAACCAUGCAUCUGUAAAGGUCACUUCCCAAAUCCUUUCUGGGUUCUAGAUGGUGUUUAAUAAUUUAGAUUCUGGGGUUGAGAAGAAGUAAGAGGAGUACCAGGAGCUCAGCAUGACUUUAAACAAGUUGAGCCACAGAGAGAUUGUGAACUCUUUAAUUCAUUGGCCAACUAUAGUUUCCCUAAUCUGCAUCACAGGCCAGAAAUCGUGAAUCUGAUGACUGGACAAAAGCAUGCUGUCAGGUGAGUAGGGAGACAAAGCUGCAAUGCUUAUGAAGGAGGUACAGAAAAUUCUUUGCAUCAUAAAACAGAAUACGGGUUUACUCUAGACACAAGAUUAUUAUCCCCCUCUUGAUGAAGAAAGCUAGCAGAAAGUUUAAGCCAUUUCUUAAGCAUUAUCCUUUUAACAAUAUACAGGAGAGACUUUAAAAACCAAGUUCAAACAGAUACAUAUAUACACAUGUUUUGAUAAUGUAAAUAACAACAGCCACAUGUUAAUCCCCACUGCAAUGCUUUAAGUGACUAUACUUUGAAAACAGUGAAAAACAUUUGUUAGCUAAGAGAGAUGUCUAAACUUUGUUUUUUUGAACAGGAAUGUACAUGUCUUACUAGAAACGACAGGCUUUUUUUUAAAUGAAAAAUUUAGCAAGACAGGCUCAUGAGAAAGUAUUUGUCUUAUAGAUCAGGCUUUUUUUAAUUUCUAAAUAUGACCCUCACACCCCCCCCCCCAGCAAAGACCCCACAAUGUAACAGUGAGGGAUGGAAUUAAUAUGCACUGGUUGGAAAGUGAUAAGUCAUAGAGAGAGGAUUUUAGACGUUGAGUCUAACCUUUUUCUAUAAAUUAAAAACGUGAAGCCCAGAAAGAUGCAGUGACUUGACCAAAAUCAUAGCAGCAGAAACAGGAUUAAAACCUGAGUCCGCAGACUCCCAGUUCAGUGCUGUGUGCCUCAGACAGAAUCAGUGAAUUAAGGACUGCUAUGCAUAGGCACUAGAAUGACACAAAGGAUAGACUUCCCUCCCCAAAUAUUAUCCUGCAGCAAGGCUAGGGAGGGCAUGAAGAAAAAAGUAGGGACCUCACUGAUAUUCUACACUUCCUCUAAGCCGAAGACUAAAUGGACAAUUCUUUCUCCUAAGAAACAGUUUAUGAAUGAGCUUUUACAUACGAAAUUUCCAAGCACGGCAAAGGAUCAAAGGGAACAAGAUGGGGGAAAAUAGAGGGGACGAGAGUAAAGUAGUGGCAUAGCUAUUAUCAUUGUCAUUAGCUGAUUCAGUCAGGUUUGGUGAAAACCCAACAGUGAGUGAAAGCAGGGGAUUGCUAUUUAUGUGGAUCUUUUUGUUUAACGAAUGUUAAACACAGUUUGCCCAGGAGACUGGGGGAACAUGUGUUUUAGUGGACAGGGGUCUGAAGUACACUGGAAUUUACUGAGAAACUCAUUUGUAAAGACUGUAGUUAAUUAUUGCAUUUUCUUACAAAAUAUAUUUUGGAAAAUUGUAUACUGUCAAUUAAAGUACUUUUGUGUAAUCUA
This is a messenger RNA of Choloepus didactylus (southern two-toed sloth), 5976 nucleotides long. It is a transcript of the gene PODXL, whose product is annotated as podocalyxin like. The transcript has 9 exons. Bases 1 to 2082 code for a protein of 693 amino acids. Gene Ontology annotation, cellular component: apical plasma membrane; microvillus membrane. Lineage: Eukaryota; Metazoa; Chordata; Mammalia; Pilosa; Megalonychidae. The record is from RefSeq and is a predicted model, not a curated record. Gene Ontology annotation, biological process: cell migration; regulation of microvillus assembly; positive regulation of cell-cell adhesion mediated by integrin.